Messenger RNA from Strongyloides ratti, 1425 nucleotides. RefSeq names its product Zona pellucida domain-containing protein. NCBI's taxonomy places the organism in Eukaryota, Metazoa, Nematoda, Chromadorea, Rhabditida, Strongyloididae. The transcript is spliced from 4 exons. The coding region runs from base 1 to 1425 and encodes 474 amino acids. The record is from RefSeq and is a predicted model, not a curated record.
AUGAUUAUUUAUUUUUUUAAAUAUAUUAUAUAUAUUCCUACUAUUUUUGCUAUAAUUAAUUUUAAUAAUGAUUUUGAUCCUAAUAAUGAAAUUAUUGGUGGUCCAAUUAUUCAAUGUACACCAGAAAAAGUAAAAUUUUCAAUUGAAACAUUAAAACCAUUUCAUGGUAGAAUUUAUGUAAAAGGAGAAUUUAAUAAAAAAAAUUGUGGACGAAGUUUUUCAAUGUUAGAUGAUUUAUAUGGUUAUAAUUACAAGGAAGAAAUAGAUGAUGAAAAUUCUUUUUUAGGAACAUCUAAAUUAUUAUUAAAAAAUCAUAAUAGAUAUGAAUAUCAAAAUAUUAAUGAUAUAAAGAAUAGACAAAAAUAUGAUAAAAAUGAACCACUUAUAUUUCCAAAAGGUAAUAAUAUUAAUAAUCCAAGUUAUGAAAAUUAUCUUAUGAAAUCAUUUGGUGGUACUAAAGAAUGUCCUAUAAUAUGUCCAAUUUGUGAUAAAUGUAAUUGUCAAGGUAGAGGUAAACGUAAUACAAAUAAUUGGAAUGAUUUAAUUAUUCCUAUUAAUGAAUGUUUUGCAAAAAGAGAUUCACAAAUUGAGACAGCCACAGAAGCAGUUACUUUUACUGUAAUAGUAACAUUUCAUAAAAAUUUUAUAACAAAAUUAGAUAAAUCUUAUCAAGUAAUUUGUACAUAUCCUGAAAUUUCAAAAACUGUUCAAACACAAAUUAAUGUUAGUGCUCCACCACCAAAAGAUGUAUCAAUUGUUGUUAAUCCUCCUAAAUGUUUAUAUUCACUUAAAAAUAUUCAUAAUAUAUUAGUUAAACAUGUAAAUAUUGGAGAUGAAAUAAUGCAUGAAUGGACCUGUGAAAGUCAAAAUACAAAUAUGUAUUCAAUGAUUGUUAAAAAUUGUUAUGUUGAAGAUGGUAGUGGUAGAAAAGAAUUAAUUAUUGAUGAAAGAGGAUGUUCUUUAGAUAAUAAUGUAUUAAAAACACCUAUAUAUAGUCCCAAUAAAAUGAAAGCUUAUGUUAAGUCAAAUGUUUUUAAAUUUCCAGAUAGACAAUAUAUUGACUUCCAAUGUAAUAUUGGUAUAUGUAUUAAUAGUGAGCAAGAUUGCUCAAAUAUUAGUCCACCAAAAUGUGAUGAUUCAUAUAAAAGAUAUAAAAGAGAUAUAGAUAAUAUGACUGAUCUGAACAAUUUAAAUAUUCACCUUCAUUCGCAAACAUUAACAGUUUUAGAAACAAAAAAGCAAUCAGAUAUUGAGGAAGAAGAAUCAUUGAAAUUUAUGUUAAAUCUUCCAAAUACAGAAAUAUUUUCUGUACAAUUAUGUUUAUCACUUUUAAGUUAUGGUAUAUUGAUUGCCUCAGGAACUUUUGUUUUUACUGUUUUAAGUAUGACUAUUGUAGUAUUGAAAUUUUUUAAAUAUUUUAUUUAA